Messenger RNA from Elaeis guineensis (African oil palm), 4394 nucleotides. Its product is annotated as cellulose synthase-like protein D2. Lineage: Eukaryota; Viridiplantae; Streptophyta; Magnoliopsida; Arecales; Arecaceae. Gene Ontology annotation, biological process: cellulose biosynthetic process. Gene Ontology annotation, molecular function: cellulose synthase (UDP-forming) activity. Gene Ontology annotation, cellular component: membrane. The record is from RefSeq and is a predicted model, not a curated record.
AGAAGAACCUUUUCAAGCUCCCAGCUGGCUCUAUCUUUUACUUUUGAUCUCGGUCCCAAUAAAACCCUAACCAUAACCCAAGCGCUCGACUUUGGAUCGCCGGCGAUCGCCACCGGGCUCGGUCUUGUCUGUAAUCGUCGCCUCCGCGGUUGACUUUCGAGAAUUAAAAAAUGGCUGCCGGUGGCUUCUAGGGCGUGGACUCUUGUGGCACUCUUACCUGGUCCCAUCUUCUUCUCCAGUUGUAUCCCAUCUUCUUGAGCUCGUGUUGUUUGAACGCUUCCCACAACCAGGACAGAGGAAAGAGGUGGAUAGAGAGAGAAGAGACGUCAGAGGGAGUGGAUCCAUUCUUCUGUCUCUUAUUCGCCAUUUCAAGUGGAGAACCGGUCGUGAUCUGGUAUAAAUCCAGUCGUUAUAAGCCUCUAGUGUUUGGAUCCGGUCGUAUUCUCUGAUUCGAUUCGAUGGGAAGCUAGCUCGGAUUCCCGAUUCCGAAAUCCUAAGAUACAUUGAGAUAUAUACAACCAGGCGGAUGGAUAUGGCUUCAAACGGUGCUCUCAGGGGCAGCCGAUCUGCUCGGAUGUCGUCAUCAGGUGUAGAGUUGCAGCAGGGUGGCAACAAGCCACCGCCGCCGCCCAGCGUCACUUUCGGACGGCGGACACAGUCCGGCCGCUACAUCAGCUAUUCGAGGGAUGACCUUGACAGCGAGCUGAGUGGUGAAUUCUCCAAGGAGUUUCUGAAUUACCAUGUCACCAUCCCGCCGACCCCCGACAACCAGCCGAUGGAGGUGAUGAUGGACCAGACAAUCUCUGCCAAGGUUGAGGAGCAGUAUGUGUCCAAUUCCCUCUUCACUGGUGGAUUCAACAGCGUCACCCGUGCUCAUUUAAUGGAUAAGGUGAUCGAGUCGGAGGCGAUGCAUCCCCAGAUGGCUGGUGCCAAGGGGUCUUCUUGUGCAAUCCCCGGUUGCGAUGCCAAGGUCAUGACUGAUGAGCGUGGCAAUGACAUUCUCCCUUGUGAGUGUGACUUCAAGAUCUGUGCUGAUUGCUUCACAGAUGCGGUGAAGGUUGGUGGUGCGGUCUGCCCGGGAUGCAAGGAGCCGUAUAAAGCUACUGACUUGGAGGAGGUGAUGAACAAUGCCGGGCCUGCACGGCAGCUCUCACUGGCACCACCACCCCCUGGGGUGUCGAGGAUGGAGAGAAGGCUGUCAUUGAUGAAGUCUACAAAGUUGACCCGGAGCCAGACUGGCGACUGGGAUCACAACCGAUGGUUAUUCGAGACGAAGGGAACCUAUGGAUAUGGAAAUGCGAUUUGGCCCAAGGAGAGUGGGGGUGAUGAUGGGAAUGGAGGAGAUGGACAGCCAUCAGAGCUGAUGAGCAAGCCUUGGAGGCCUCUCACACGCAAAUUGAAGAUCCCUGCAGCAAUCUUGAGUCCCUAUAGGCUCCUUAUUGUCAUCCGCUUGGCUGCUCUUGGACUCUUUCUUGCUUGGAGAAUUAGGCACAAAAAUGAGGAUGCAAUUUGGCUGUGGGGGAUGUCUGUUGUCUGUGAGCUGUGGUUUGCUUUCUCUUGGAUCUUGGACCAGCUCCCAAAACUUUGUCCCGUAAACCGUGCCACUGACCUAGCAGUCUUGAAAGACAAGUUUGAAACUCCUACACCUAACAACCCUACUGGGAAGUCUGAUCUUCCUGGCAUUGAUGUCUUUGUUUCUACUGCUGAUCCGGAAAAAGAGCCUCCUUUGGUUACCGCAAACACCAUACUCUCCAUCCUUGCUGCUGAUUACCCUGUUGAGAAGCUCGCUUGCUAUGUUUCUGAUGAUGGGGGUGCCUUGCUGACUUUUGAAGCAAUGGCAGAAGCUGCAAGCUUUGCUAAUAUAUGGGUUCCUUUCUGUCGUAAACAUGAUAUUGAGCCAAGAAACCCAGAGACCUACUUCAAUUUGAAGAGCGAUCCUUAUAAGAACAAGGUGCGUUCUGACUUUGUCAAGGACCGGAGGCGGGUGAAGAGAGAGUAUGAUGAGUUCAAGGUCCGCAUCAAUGGAUUGCCUGAUUCUAUUCGCCGGCGGUCUGAUGCAUAUCAUGCUCGUGAGGAGAUUAAAGCCAUGAAGCGACAGAGAGAAACUGCUGGUGAUGAUCUGGUGGAACCUGUUAAGAUCCCCAAAGCCACUUGGAUGGCUGAUGGUACCCAUUGGCCAGGCACUUGGAUUAACCCCUCCUCUGAGCAUUCUCGGGGUGAUCAUGCUGGAAUUAUACAGGUGAUGCUGAAGCCUCCAAGUGAUGAACCACUGUUUGGGAACGAUGAAGAAGGAAAGCCCCUCGACUUCACCGACAUCGACAUCCGUCUUCCCCUGCUGGUCUAUGUCUCGCGUGAAAAACGCCCGGGUUAUGACCAUAACAAAAAGGCUGGUGCCAUGAAUGCCCUCGUUCGUGCCUCUGCCAUCAUGUCUAAUGGCCCCUUCAUUCUCAAUCUUGAUUGUGACCACUACAUCUACAACUCCGAGGCCCUCCGGGAGGGCAUGUGCUUCAUGAUGGAUCGUGGCGGCGACCGUAUCUGUUAUGUCCAGUUCCCACAGCGGUUUGAGGGUAUCGACCCCUCUGACCGUUAUGCCAACCACAACACCGUGUUCUUUGAUGCCAACAUGAGGGCGCUUGAUGGCCUUCAGGGCCCAGUGUAUGUGGGUACUGGUUGUCUUUUCCGCCGCAUCGCACUUUAUGGCUUUGACCCUCCUCGUGCCAAAGAACACCACCCUGGCUGCUGCAGCUGUUGCUUCCCUCGGCGCAAGAGUCCUAGGGCCGCUGCCUCUGAGGAGACCCGUGCCCUUCGAAUGGGAGACUCUGACGAUGAGGACAUGAACCUGUCAACAUUCCCCAAGAAGUUUGGAAACUCAAAUUUCCUAAUUGAUUCAAUCCCAGUGGCUGAGUAUCAGGGGCGACCUCUUGCUGAUCACCCUGCCAUCAAGAAUGGCCGCCCACCUGGUGCCCUCACCAUCCCGCGUGACCUCCUUGAUGCAUCUACCGUAGCUGAGGCCAUCAGUGUCAUCUCAUGCUGGUACGAGGACAAAACUGAAUGGGGCCAGCGUGUUGGGUGGAUCUAUGGGUCUGUUACUGAAGAUGUCCUUACCGGCUACAGGAUGCACAACAGAGGGUGGAAAUCAGUCUAUUGUGUCACCAAGCGUGAUGCCUUCCGUGGGACUGCACCAAUUAACCUCACUGACCGGCUCCACCAGGUCCUCCGGUGGGCUACAGGCUCUGUUGAGAUCUUUUUCUCUCGUAACAAUGCCCUGCUAGGCAGCACCAGGUUGAAGCUCCUCCAGAGGGUUGCUUACCUCAAUGUCGGGAUCUAUCCAUUUACCUCCAUCUUUCUGAUUGUAUACUGCUUCCUCCCGGCGCUCUCCCUCUUCUCAGGACAGUUUAUUGUGCAGACUCUUAAUGUGACCUUCCUUACCUACCUUCUCAUCAUCACUCUAACACUUAGCAUGCUUGCUGGGCUCGAGAUCAAGUGGUCGGGGAUUUCACUUGAAGAGUGGUGGCGAAAUGAACAGUUUUGGCUGAUUGGAGGAACCAGUGCUCACCUUGCUGCUGUGCUUCAGGGGUUACUGAAAGUGAUUGCAGGGAUUGAAAUCUCAUUCACCCUCACUUCGAAAUCAGCUGGUGAUGAUGUGGAUGAUGAGUUUGCUGACCUCUACAUUGUGAAAUGGUCAUUCUUGAUGAUACCGCCCAUCACAAUCAUGAUGGUGAAUUUGAUAGGGAUUGCCGUUGGAGUCAGUCGGACCAUAUACAGUGUUGUGCCACAAUGGAGCAAGCUAUUAGGUGGGGUGUUCUUCAGCUUCUGGGUCUUGGCGCAUCUCUACCCAUUUGCUAAGGGGCUUAUGGGGAGGAGAGGAAGGACGCCAACCAUCGUAUUUGUGUGGUCUGGACUCAUUGCAAUCACCAUAUCACUGCUUUGGGUUGCGAUCAAUCCCCCAUCUGGGAAUUCCCAGAUCGGUGGCUCCUUCACAUUUCCUUGAGCCAUUUCAAUUUGGUAGAUCGACAGAAUUCAUGGCAAGGUGGAGUGAAAUGCAUCCAAUUCUUUUGAUGCUUUGCUGCUUCAGUUUCAAGCUCUUCCCGUGUUUCCCAAGCAACUUUUAAAUUGGUAGCAGAGGAUUGCGGGUGCUUUUCAACUACGUCUCUGAAGUUUUUGCUCUUCAUAAGCUACAUUUUUUUUUCCUGUCAUUGUUCUAAUUAGUUGUUCAGGGACUUCGGUAGGGGUAAGACUAUGUUCAAAAGUAUAUGUGAUCAUCUUACAUUAGAUAUAUCAUUGGUUUAUAGAUGGAUGUAGUAAUUAUUCAUGUAUUUUUUUUCUCUGCAUAGUUGUAAAUUUGGAUUUACCACUUCACAUUUUCUCGGUCAAUUGUUCUAAACUUUAAUGCA